AUACUACCCAGAGGACACUGCGGUAUCUUAAAGCUACAGUGCCCGGUCAAACUACCUUCAGAGGAAGACAACUUGAAAUUUGAUAUUUUUAACCAAUGGUCAAUAACCUCUUUAAUAUGAAGCCACACAGUUAAAAUAAAAAACUAAUUAAAUUUCCAGAUUUACGUGUAAAUGGUAGAUAAUGUUGUUUUUACAAAGUUAUUGGCCAGUUCUGCUCUCUGGGAGGAGUCUCUUGUUGUGGCCAAAGAGUAGUAACUUGUGGGGUUGAUGUAUUUAACCUGGGUCCUGGGACACCAACGGCAGCACUGUUGAAGGUCUGGCCUUCAAUUACACUUUUUCGAGAAUGGACUUGACAGCUGAGAGUCACUCCAUUCCUCUAAGUGAUGGAAACAGCAUACCUUUGAUGGGAUUUGGAACUUAUGGGGAUCCGCGCAAGACCCCUAAAGGAACUGCAUAUGAAUCAGUCAAAGUGGCUAUUGAAACAGGGUACAGACACCUUGAUGGAGCUUUGGUAUAUUACAAUGAACAUGAGGUGGGACAAGCUAUAAGGGAGAAAAUUGCAGAUGGAACUGUGAAGAGAGAAGACAUAUUCUACUGUGGAAAGCUGUGGAACACAUUUCAUCCCCCAAAAUUGGUUCGACCUGCUUUGGAGAAAACUUUAAAGACAUUGCAACUUGAUUACGUCGACCUCUAUGUUGUAGAAAUGCCCACAGCCUUCAAGCCAGGAGAUACAUUUUACCCCAGAGAUGAGAAUGGGAAAUACAUUUAUCACGAGACAGAUCUCUGUGCGACAUGGGAGGCUUUGGAGGCUUGCAAAGAAGCUGGGCUGGUAAAAUCUCUUGGAGUAUCCAACUUCAACAAGAGACAACUGGAGCUGAUCCUCAACAAACCUGGUCUGAAACACAAGCCUGUGUCAAACCAGGUUGAAUGUCAUCCCUAUUUUACUCAGCCAAAGUUGCUUGAGUACUGCCUGCAGAAUGAUAUUGUCAUUGUGGGAUACAGCCCAUUGGGGACAUCUAGAGAUGAAUCCUGGGUGAACCUUAAAUGCCCCCCAUUGUUGGAAGAUGAGUUACUGGUAUCAAUUGCUAAAAAGUUUAACAAGACCACAGCCCAGGUGGCCUUGAGGUUCAACGUGCAGAGAGGAGUGGUGGUCAUCCCGAAGAGCUUCAACCCUGCCCGCAUAAAGCAGAACUUUCAGAUAUUCGACUUCUCUCUCUCUGAGGCUCAGAUGAAGGCAAUUGAAAGAUUGAACAAGAAUAUUCGUUUUGUGGUGCUUCCCAUGUGGUCUGAUCACCCAGAGUAUCCAUUUCAUGAGGACUACUAGAUUCCACAGAUGUCAAGACCUCACUCAAAUAAGCUGCCUUGUACACUUCGUUGCAUUUACGAAGUGUUGUGCCUUGUUUUGAAAAUGAUUAGAAUUUACCUUGUUUUAUUGAUUAAAGCAACUUUAAUUAAAGCAGACCAUAAUGUAUUGAAUAAAAUGCUUCAUUACCAG
Messenger RNA from Cottoperca gobio, 1495 nucleotides. Its product is annotated as 3-oxo-5-beta-steroid 4-dehydrogenase-like. The coding region runs from base 344 to 1324 and encodes 326 amino acids. Gene Ontology annotation, biological process: bile acid biosynthetic process. Gene Ontology annotation, molecular function: Delta4-3-oxosteroid 5beta-reductase activity. The record is from RefSeq and is a predicted model, not a curated record. The transcript has 9 exons. Lineage: Eukaryota; Metazoa; Chordata; Actinopteri; Perciformes; Bovichtidae.